GCUCCAGUCACCCCGGAGCGGGUCUGACCUGCAAUUGAUAGGGCGAUCUGGCCAGAGAUGGUCAAACCAGGCCAAGAUGCCAGGACGGGGGACAAGCAACACACAAUUCUCGAAACAAUCGAGCUGAGCGACGACAGCGACGAUGAGUUCAACUACGAGGAGCUGCCGGAAGAUCCUGAGCUGCUUGAACAGGACGACGAGGAGCAGCUGGAUGACAUCAACCGCCUCUUGGCGGAGACGAAGCAAGCAGCGGAUGGCCAGGGCGAAGACACUGGGCUUGCCAAGGUCCAACAGCGGCCGCAAGUCAUCGAUGACUUCUUCCGGAACUUUCUUUUGAAGUACAGCAUGAAGCGCUCCCUGGAAGUGUUUCAAGCGGAAUGGUAUGAGAUGCAGCAGAGCGGCAAGUUUAAGGACUCCGAGCUGGCGGUUGUCCCCGACGUUUACACGCGCAACCACGGAUUUCAACAAGAGGUCCUGCUUUUGCGUGAAGAGCUGGAAAAAGCCCGCAUGGUGGCCGCAAAGGCCAAAGAGUCGUGGGACAAGUUCAGAAAAGAGCGAGACUAUCAUCGUAUGCAUCAUCGUCGCGUGGUGCAGGAAAAGAACAAGCUGAUAGUUGACCUGAAACGCUUGAAGAAACACUACGAGCAGUACGAACCUACCCUGACGGAGCUUCGGCACAAAUACGAGGUUGCAAUGAAGGAGAAGAUGCUGAUGCGGCUGGAGCGUGAUCGCUACGCAGCAAAGGCUGAAUCUUUGCAGAAGCAGCUCUCGCAGGCAGAAGCCAAGGAAGAGAACACCAACAGCAAGGAUCUUACGGAGAGCGACGAGCUCCAGCGCAAGAAGAAGACGCUGCGCGAAGCUCCGUGGCCCAGUGAAGACAGGACGAACCCCUACACGAACUCCAACUUCGAAGCGGUGCGCGUGGCGGAGUUUUCCAGGAGUCAAGUCUUCAAAGGGCACAUGGGUGCGAUUUCCAGAGUGGCGUUCCAUCCAAAGAUUCCCGUGGUAGCGACGGCCUGCGAUGACCACACGUGGAAGAUGUGGUCUAUGCCAGAAGGCCAGCUGGUGCUGAGUGGGGAGGGCCACAGGGAUUGGGUCAGCGGCAUCUCCUUCCACCCUCGAGGCUCUUUGGUAGCGACGUCUUCAGGGGACUCGACGCUCAAGAUCUGGGAUGUCGCCAAAGAGAAGUGCAAGCACACCCUGACUGACCAUACCCAGCCUGUGUGGGCUUGUUCCUUCCACGACCUUGGAGACUUCGUGGUGUCUUGUUCUAUGGACCAGACGGUGAAAGCCUUCGACAUGACCGGCAUGAGAUGCCGGCAGACCUUCCGCGGGCACGUGGACUCCGUGAACUUUGUCACGUUUCAACCCUUCUCCAGCAACGUGCUCACAGCCUCCGGGGACAAGACGGUGUCGUUGUGGGAUUUGCGCACCGGACUUUGCGUGCAGACCUUCUAUGGCCAUGCAAAUGCCUGCAAUCAUGCCAUGUUCAACCUGAAGGGCGAUACGGUGGCAUCCUGCGAUGCAGAUGGAAUUGUCAAGUUAUGGGACGUGCGUGUUGUGUCGGAAUUCUUGCAAAUCGACACUGGCCGGCACCCGGCAAAUGCUGCCAACUUCGAUCGCAGCGGGAAGAUCUUGGCAAUCGCGUCUGGCGAUGCUUCCAUCAAGACAUUCAACAUCGAGGACAAAGUCUUCGUGGCAAACCUGGAGGGCCAUGAAGAUUCGGUUCAGGAUGUCGCAUUCGAGCCGCUGGGCAACAAAUUCCUCGUGAGCGCUUCCUCUGAUGCAACCUUCUCGUUGUGGCAAUAGCUGCGGCGCAGUCUCACCACGGUUUCACUGCGGGACUUUGCGCAUCCAAGACUUGUAUGUCU
This is a messenger RNA of Effrenium voratum, 1871 nucleotides long. The record is from the annotation of a GenBank genome assembly. NCBI's taxonomy places the organism in Eukaryota, Dinophyceae, Suessiales, Symbiodiniaceae.